Molecule: messenger RNA, 834 nt
Organism: Anarrhichthys ocellatus (wolf-eel)
Lineage: Eukaryota; Metazoa; Chordata; Actinopteri; Perciformes; Anarhichadidae
Product: E3 ubiquitin-protein ligase HERC2-like
Exons: 5
Coding region: 141-668 (175 amino acids)
Source: RefSeq, a predicted model, not a curated record
GCCUCAGUCGGCGACCUGUCAAUCAAGUCCAUAUUAUGAACCGUCUUGUUUAAUGCAGCAAAGCAGCUGAGCGGACGAGAAUAAGCUCGAGAAGAGACCCCAGGUUGGCUGCGUCUGCAGCCAGGAGAGGAGAGGGGAAGAUGCCUUCUCCAUCUUUUACCCUCGAUGCUCAGCUGAGAUUUCAUGACAAAUGGCUGAAGAUAGACCUCCAGCGAGCCUUCUCUCCAGAGGGACUGUGUGAGAUGUGGAACGAGAUGGUGAAAGAUGAGGAGAUAACGUUCAACGGAGAAGAAUCCGCUCACCCAGAGGAUUGCACUGACUGCUUUGGAACUACUCAGAAGAAAGAUGAGCCCAACGACAAAGAGAAGAAAGAGGAGGAGGAGACGUCCACGUCUGUUCAUCACUCCAUCAUUGAGACCUGGGACUGGGGCCGGCAGCCAGAUGAGACAGAGUUGAAGGACUGUCUGCUGGUGCUGGUAGACGACCAGCAGAAGCUCUCGGCUCAGAUGGCUAAAAGCACGCUGUCGGCCCAACGGCUCCGCCAGCGCCUCGUCAUCCUGGAGCGAUACCUCAUCUCUCUGAGCCACAGCAUGAUGGAGGAGAAGUACAAGGUCCGCUGGAAGGGCCCGCCCAGCCCUCCACUGCCUGCUGCCGACAACAAGAGGUGAGGAGGAGCUGGAGACGGAGGUUCUGGUAGAGCAUCAGAGGGUUUAAAGGAGUGUGAGCAGGUGCUUAGACCACUGGUGAUCCAGGUGUGCACCUGCUGAGAAACUUAAUGUGCAGGUGUCUCCAAGGUUUAUUGUAGUGAGGGAUACUGUACAUCUGGUUCAUUGU